This is a messenger RNA of Trichomonas vaginalis G3, 390 nucleotides long. Its product is annotated as WD repeat-containing protein 11 family. Lineage: Eukaryota; Parabasalia; Trichomonadida; Trichomonadidae. The record is from RefSeq and is a predicted model, not a curated record. The coding region runs from base 1 to 390 and encodes 129 amino acids. The transcript has a single exon. Gene Ontology annotation, cellular component: cytoplasm.
AUGCAUUUAGCUGGCGCUAAUCUUUCUGCCGCAAGAUAUCUUCAGGACAACGGAAGAUGGGAAGAUUCUGUCGAAGUCUGCAAAUUGGAAGAGUUUUCGAAUGAGUCGAAGAGUUUGUUGAGAAGAGCCGCCCACCACUUCUUGGAUACUGGAAAUGCAAUGAACGCUUUGUUGCUGUUCAUAUCAAUAAGAGAUUUCCAUCCUGCUUUGGCAAUUUUGAUGCAGAUAAAAUACAAAGCUCUCGCGUUUCAUUUGAUGAUGUUCUUGGAUAGGGCUGAUGUAAUUAAGCCGUACGACGAAGACACUUCGAGAUACGCAACACAGUUUGCGGAUUUGGAUACUUUGAGACAGGAUAUAAUUGUCAAAUAUGACAAAAUAAUUAAGAAAUAA